CACCUCUCCACAGCCAUGCGGUGCCCCCCACACAGCCACUACAGCCUGUGUGUGAACCCCUGUCCCGCGGCCUGUGCAGGUGUUCAGGAGGUAGUACAGCUCCCCACUCCCUGCGCUGAGGGCUGCGAGUGCGAUGAUGGAUUCUUCCCCGCCAAGGGUGACUGCGUCCCUGUGGACCACUGUUCUUGCUUCCACAAUGGCCUGUACUUCCCUCCUGGCCAGACUAUCCUCAUCAAGAAUUGCUCCUCCUCCUGUACCUGCCACCUAGGGGAAGGUGUGGCCUGUGUCCCCUUCAGCUGCCCUACGGAGGAGGUCUGUGGCAUCACAGAUGGAGUCCUAGGCUGUCGAUUGCAAGCCACCUUGGCCCCUGCCCCUAGCUCUGUGGCCCCACCGCUGGUUUCCCCACCAUUGCUCCCCAGUCCCAGUCCCCAGUGCCCAGAAAACUCCCGCUUUGUUCCCUGUGGGUCUGCAUGUCCAGCCACGUGUGCCAACCCCUCAGCCCCAGAGCACUGUAGCCACCCCUGUGCUCCUACCUGCCAGUGCCUGCCUGGCUACCUGCUGCAGGACGGCCAGUGCAUGCCCCCUGCACACUGCUCCUGCUUCCUGCACCAAGGCCGUACUUUCUGGACAGACAACUGUACUUGGCACUGCCACUGCCCAACCCUUGGGGCCCUGGUGAGCAAACUUCCCCAGUGUUGGCCUGACAAGUGCCACGGUCACUGCAAGGCCUUCACGGGUGGCUGGUACCACUGCCUGUCAGCCCAGUCCUCACCCAGUCCCACUGUCCUGGAGAAGCCACUGGUGUGCACUGCCUCUGGAGACUUCUACUUCCACACAUUUGGAGGAGCUCACUACGAAUUCCCUGGCUCCUGUGUCUAUCGCCUGGCGGGUCUCUGUGACACAGCCCAUGCCGACCUUGAGCCCUUCAGCCUGGAUUUGACCCCACUGCUGCGGCCACGUGGCUGGGCCAAGGCCCUGACCCUCUUAGCCUGUGGCCUGAGGCUGGACCUGAGUCCAGAAGAUCUCAACCACAUCCGGGUGGACGGAAUUCUGGAAUCGCUGCCCUUCUUUCACGGCCACUGCCUUCGUGCCUACUACCAAGGCCGCCAGCUCUGUGUAGACACGGACUUCGGCCUCUCACUCACCUACGACUGGGACAGCCUGGCACGUGUAACGCUGCCGAGGCCCUACGGACCCUACCUGUGUGGACUCUGUGCCCAAAGAGGCCCGAGCAGCCCCACGGUGCCGUUGCCCGACAUCUGGAAGGUGGCAGAAGUGCCAGGCUGUGGCCCAGUCUGCGGGCCCCUCUGCCACAAUCAGUGUCCAGUGUCCACGCGCACUCGAUUCGCUGGAGACGCGUACUGCGGGCUGCUGGCGGGGGCCGAGGGUCCCUUGGGGCCAUGCUACGCUGCGCUGGACCCACUCCCAUUCCUGGACAACUGCCUGGACGACGUGUGCCGCCACCACGGAGCCCGUCCCAUCGUCUGCCGAGCCCUGGCCGCCUUCACUGUCGCCUGUCAGGCUCUGGAUGUGCACCUGCGGCCGUGGAGGACGCCUGACUUCUGUCCGUUACGGUGCCCGCCGCACUCGCACUAUGAGCUGUGCGGCCCGUGCUGCCCAGCCACGUGCGCGGGCAGCGAGAGCCGCUCUGGCCGCGGCGCCUGCGGGAGCCGCUGCUGUGAGGGCUGCGUGUGCGACACGGGCUUCUUGCUAAGCGGCGCCGCCUGCGUGCCUGCGGCCAAGUGCGGCUGCUUUCGCGCUGGCCGCUACAGAGCUCUAGGAGCCGUCUGGUACCCGGGGCCAGGCUGCGCACGCCGCUGCCGCUGCCGCCCGGGCGGCGUGGUGACGUGCGCGCCGCGGCCGUGCGGGCGCGGGCGAGUGUGCGGCCUGCGCGGGGGCGUGCGCCGCUGCCUGCCCGACGGCCGAGGCAGCUGCGCCCUCGCCGGGACCGCGCACGUGCUCGCCUUCGACGGCCGCACGCACACGCUGCCCCCGCCCGCGCCUUUCUCUCCCGAGAGCUGCCUGCAAGUGCUCGCCCGCGCCCCAAGCCGGGGUCCCUGUUCCUUCAGCCUGGACGUGGCCCGCGAUGGGGCCGGGCUACUCAGUCUGCACCUCAACCUCUCCGGGCACCACCUGCAGCUAGACCGCGCAGUUGUCGGCUUCAUCACGGUGGAUGGUGAACACUGCCGGCUGCCCUGGGUACUGCCGGGGGGCAGGGCCUGGGCCACGUUGGAGGGCCGCCACGUGGUGGUGCACACUGCCUGUGGGCUGCAUAUCAUGUAUGACUGGGGCAGCCAGGUGCGCCUAACUGUGCCUUCCACCUUCCACGGCCAGCUGGUGGGGCUCUGUGGGGCCUUUGGUGACCAAGUUGGCUCCCUUGAUGUGCCUCUAGACACAAGAUCCUGGUCCAGGGGCCUGGUCACUAACCCCUGCCCACUGCCCCAGCCCAGUCUUGGCUUUAGCAUCAGCUGCCCCACGCAACUUGCCCAGAUCUUCGAUGCUCCCAAACUGUGUAGACUCCUACAGGCACCAGAUGGUCCCUUUGGCCACUGCCUGGGCCAUAUCAGCCCCAAGGCUUUCCUCAGGAUAUGCCUGCAAGACGUAUGUCAUACCCAUGGUCAGGACCUUGGUCUCUGCGAUGCCCUCACAGCAUAUACUGCCGCCUGUCAGGAAGCUGGCAUCCCUGUGAAGCUUUGGAGGGGACCCAAGCUUUGCCCUCUGACUUGUCCGCCUCGGAGCCACUACAGCAUCUGUGCACGGACCUGUGAUGGGGGCUGUGUCCAGCCUACCAGCCCUGCUCACUGUUCUACCCAAUGCUAUGAGGGCUGUGAGUGUGACCCUGGAUUCAUUUUUGACGGCACAGACUGUGUGUCUCAGGACCACUGCGGCUGCUUUCACAGAGGACGCUACAUCCCUGUUGGGGAGGCACUGAUCCUGCCUGGCUGCCAGGAACGCUGUAUAUGCUUGCAUGGUCAAGGCCUCCAGUGCCAGCCCUUCUCCUGCCCACAGGGCACAGACUGCAUCCUGGAUGGGGGUGUGCGGUGGUGUGAGCCCAGGGAGGGUGCUACAUGUCGCCUAGUGCCCGGGGGCCUCUUCACCACCUUUGAUGGCUUCAGUGGGCUCACACCCAUUCCUGUUAUGUCCUGUGCCUAUGAGCUAGCCACAUUGGUGGGUUCCAGGCCCCAGGAUCCUGACUGGUUCCAUGUCAUUGCUGACUUCCUGCCCUGUCCUAGCUGCACUGCUCUCAAACCACGAGUGAUCAUCGGCUUCAGGGAUGGCUGUGCAGCUGUGGGAACCAAUCAGGAAAUAUGGGUGAAUGGACAACCCGCCAGCCUCCCGGCGCAAGUGUGCAGGGGCGUGGUCGUACGCUGGGCUGAGGGCUCCCGAGUUGUUAUCGAGCGGUCCCCCGUGCUGCGGGUGCUGGUGGGGCCCGAGGGGGCUGUGUCCCUACGGGCCUCCCCCGCGCUACGAGGACGCCUCCGGGCAGCCUGCGGGAACUACAACGGAAUUGCAGCCGACGACCUGAUACUCCCAGGAGAACUCCGGGAUGCCAGCCUAGUCGACGUGUUCCAGGCGUGCCGGGUUCGGGGCUUCAACAACUGCACGGAGAAGCUUGUUCCACCGUCUCUCUGAUGGUCUUCCCACAGCACGGAGAAGCUUGUUAUUCCAGCCGUGACCCAACACUUCACCGCCUGACGCCGUACCUCAGCGUGUGCCCAGGGCUGGGACUCGUCCACCACCCCCACCCCCCCACCCCCUCGACGCACACCUGCCCUGGGGAUGGGAACCCACGGACCUUCCUGAGAUUGUUUUAAUAAAUAAUUUAUGACCAAAA
Messenger RNA from Leopardus geoffroyi (Geoffroy's cat), 3835 nucleotides. RefSeq names its product IgGFc-binding protein-like. The transcript is spliced from 10 exons. The record is from RefSeq and is a predicted model, not a curated record. The coding region runs from base 16 to 3633 and encodes 1205 amino acids. Gene Ontology annotation, molecular function: protein binding. NCBI's taxonomy places the organism in Eukaryota, Metazoa, Chordata, Mammalia, Carnivora, Felidae.